ACUUGGUCUAUUUUUUGCAAGAAGGCAUGCAUAGGGCCAUAGAAGCAGGCUUCGAAGAAGAGAGAGCCAUACAGCACUGCGGCGGAUUGUUUGAAUUGCCGAGAUAUAAUGAUACCUCUGUUUGUUUGAUGUUUCUGUGCUUCUGUCAGGAUGAUCAGCCUGAUGUUCAUGGGCCAACAGCUUGUCUGAGUGAAGACAAAUCAUCUUUCAAAAGUUUAGCUGGUUAUGCAGAUGUCGCCACUUGUCGAUUGGACCUGGAGGAGGACAUUGAAGGCAUCAACCAGAUGGAGGACCUUCUGGUCGAAGGCAGAGAAAUGCUGUCAGUCCUGUAUGCGUAUCGGAGCUGUGUGAAAGCUCUUCCUCAGCUGGAGAAGCCGCAAAAGGAAAUCCUAGGGGAACUCUACAGAGAGACGUACCAUGUCCUGGACACAGAAAUUGGGCGGCUGAGAGAUCUUCAGCGGUUUCAGAAGGAUGUGGCUGAGCGGGUUUGCACAGACAUGGAGAGGUUCCUAUGCCCAGAGAAGAAGAUCAAUGGCCCUACUGUGGCUCACACAUGGGGUUGGCUGAAAAUUCUCGAUUUGCUUUUGGUCUUGGAUCAUCUCAAGAAUUCAAAAGCCAGCAUUCCUAACGACUUCACCUGGUACAAGAGAACAUUUUCGCGAGUGUGCAUGGACCGUGAAGAUGGGGAUUCUAUCAAGGAGGAGAAUGACAAUCUGCAGGCUUUCUUGACCAUGCGGUGGAGCAUAACCGCCAAUUUUCGAGCAGUGGCGAGCCAUCUGACAAACCAGGAGGAGAUGCUGCUUUUUCUGAUCAACUUCAGCUUCGAGAUGCUGGAAUCUGAGAGAGUGCUUCUGUAUACAGAACGGCACACGCUGUUAAGAGUUGUGCCUCUGCUUCUUGUAAUGGCGACUCCUUCAGAAAAGGAUGGUGAAGCACUUGUCAAAUCAAAGAAGAUCAAGCUGGAACGUUUCAUCCGGUUGCUGAAGGAGGAUCCGAUUGUACCUGCUUUUGCAGACGUGCACAUGUUUCCCGUGACAAUAGUGAAUGAAUUGUCGCCGUAUUUUCAGAAACUUGCCAGCGAAGGGAAACUAGAUGUUUUGUUUCCUCGCGACAUGGAGACUCGCCGUGCUAAUGAUUACCAGAGCUCUUAUGAGCUGGUGCGACACAUGCAUGAAUAUCGGCGCGUACAUGACGAGUUUACAUUCCGGUUCGCUGGUAUGGUAAAUGAGCUGCAAUUAUUGAGAAAGAGAAACCACGACAUAAAUGACUGUGUUGGCUUCAGCCGCGUUGUGUAUGAUUCGGUCCUUGAGGGGUUGCAACUACUGAGCAGUUACACCGGCAGAGUGAUGGAGCAAUGUGUCUGGAAGUACUCGCGUCCUGCCCGCGAUGCAGCACCGCUUGAUCCUGAGAGGAAUCCGGAGGUUUCGGCGUACGAGCGGGUUGUGAGAUGCAACUACAGCAAUGCUGAGAAGAAGGCCUUGGUUGAGAUGAUUUGCUAUAUCAAGGGCAUGGCAGGAGUACUAGACAGAGCUGAGUCGAUUGUCAUGGAUGUGGUCUGGGAGGCAGUCUACAAGAUGGUGCAGGUGUUUGCUCAAGGCAUGUUAACUCCUAUGCUGAGGACUGCAUCGAAACGGAAGAAGAAAGAUGUUGCAGGAUUGUUAUGGAAUCUGCGAUCAAUCGUGGCUGAUUGGAAGGAAGGAGUAGAACCGGAUAUAUUUGCAAGGAGGGCACGACGAGGAAACGAAUCAUUGGACCUUCUGCCACGUUCUGUAGCACCAUCCCGCGCCCAGCUGUAUGCCAUGCAGUAUCUAGUGGGAGAGCUAUUAGCAAUGGCAAAUGCCAAUCGUGGAGGAUUUUUCGGGAGCGAUAGAGACUUGUCUUCAUCAGCAGCUCGCGAGCUCGAAAAUUUUGGACAAGAGCUUUUGUUUGUCCCGUAUGUUCUUGAUUUCCGACACACAUUGAAAGAGGCCUCUGAUUUAGGCUUCCUUUGGUUUAGAGAACUGUACCUUGAAAUAUCUCACUGUGUUCAGAAAAGUGACAAAACUGACUAGCAAUGCCUUGCGGCUCCAGGAAUGAAUGCCACAAACCAAU
Molecule: messenger RNA, 2091 nt
Organism: Chara braunii
Lineage: Eukaryota; Viridiplantae; Streptophyta; Charophyceae; Charales; Characeae
Source: the annotation of a GenBank genome assembly